This is a messenger RNA of Punctularia strigosozonata HHB-11173 SS5, 1637 nucleotides long. RefSeq names its product P-loop containing nucleoside triphosphate hydrolase protein. Gene Ontology annotation, biological process: double-strand break repair via synthesis-dependent strand annealing; resolution of mitotic recombination intermediates; t-circle formation. The record is from RefSeq and is a predicted model, not a curated record. Gene Ontology annotation, molecular function: ATP-dependent DNA damage sensor activity; ATP binding; four-way junction DNA binding. NCBI's taxonomy places the organism in Eukaryota, Fungi, Basidiomycota, Agaricomycetes, Corticiales, Punctulariaceae. The transcript has 3 exons. The coding region runs from base 25 to 1629 and encodes 534 amino acids. Gene Ontology annotation, cellular component: Rad51C-XRCC3 complex; replication fork.
CCAGUGCUCAUCGUGCGCCAUGCCAUGGAAGACCGGCACCAUGCUCUUGACACGUUGAAAUGCUUGACGGUUCCUCAGCGAGCUAUGCUACGCAAAGGCAACUUCAAGACCGUUCCAGACGUACUCUGCCCACCACCGAGCGAUGUCGCCAAGCGAUGCCGAGUGCAUAUAUCUGAGGUUAACCGAGCGCUGGACGCCAUAUGCACCGAGCUGCGCCGGCCUACCCACCCACUCCAGGACGCGUUCGACGACGCGGUGAGUGGCACGAUCACCACCGCGGACGACGCGUUAGACGCGCUUCUUGGCGGGGGCAUCCAAACGGGAAUGAUGUGGGACGUUUCCGGUGAGAGUGCGGCCGGCAAGACACAACUCGCGCUCCAACUCUCGCUAGCCGUGCAGUUCCCCCCGGAAAUGGGUGGUCUCUCCGGCUCCUCCUGCUAUAUUACGACGCGGUCCAGGCUGCCAACCACUCGCUUGCUGGAAAUCGCUCAGAACCACCCGCGUCUUGACCCGAAUAUAUGCGGCCUGGCAGACAUCCACACACUUCAUACACCCACGCCUCCAAUGCUCCAGCACGUUCUCGACGUCGUCCUUCCGCGCUUUGUUAACCAGAUAAGCGACCGCUCGGGCGCGCGGCCCGUCAGACUGGUUGUAAUCGACACCCUCACCGAGCUCUUCCACUCCGAGACGCGCACGACUUCUCACUGGCUCUUCGAGCGCUCGAAGAUCAUCUCCGCGCUUUCCGCCUCUCUGCACGCCCUUGCAUCCCAGCGCGGGCUCGCCAUCGUCGUCCUGAACGAGGUCACGGACGUGUUCGACCGCGAUGACCUUCCACCCUCGCGCGAGGCGGGUGCGGACGUGCUUUACCGCGAACAAAGCCGGUGGUUCGGUCGCGCAAACAGCAUGCCGGGCGAAGAUCGCAAACAGGCCGAUCUCGGACUGGUGUGGACGAACCAGGUCAACGCACGACUGAUGCUGAGCCGCACCGGCCGGCGGCGGCAUCUCGACGAGGACGAGGUACGCGCUCUGAAGCGCCGGCGGCUCAACGGCGACGAUGCAAACUCGGAUACAGAACCUGAUGACGCAAAUUCGCUGUUGCAAGACGGGGAGCCCACUGUCAUCCGGCGCCUCACUAUCGUGUUCAGUGCGGUAGCUCGACCCGGAUCCGUGGAUUACGUGGUCACCCGGGGCGGCAUCUCUUGCUUCCGCGAUGCAUCAAGCACAAAUGCUCCUGCGCCUGCCAAGGCGCCUACGUUUCAGCUAGCCUCACCUGGCGCGCUUUCUGCUCCAGCCGGAACACCUGCCCUUCAGCCCGCGGACGUAGCUCUGCCACCUAGCAGUAGCGCGCCGCGUUCGGACCCCGAACCAAACCCGCUCGGCCCUGAUACGGACCCUUUUCGACAAACAGAAAGAGGGGAAAUGCUGCCUCCGUCGGAUGACGUGCCUAUACUCGACUCCGAUGCGGCGCUCGGAGAUGCCGAUGCAGCGCCAAAAGAGGACGAUGACGAGGAUAUGUACUGGGGAGACGAAGACGGCGAUAUGGAAAAGCUGUAUAAUUUGAUCGACGACGCUUCAUUCGAUGUAAAUGUAAUACCAUCUUCAAUCGACGCCGAGAAUCCUUGGUUCUAGUACUUAUC